Perkinsus marinus ATCC 50983 is the source of this 445-nucleotide messenger RNA. RefSeq lists its product as hypothetical. Lineage: Eukaryota; Perkinsozoa; Perkinsida; Perkinsidae. The transcript has a single exon. The record is from RefSeq and is a predicted model, not a curated record. The annotation marks the transcript as partial.
AUGGUUAACUCCCUAGACAACGACGCUCUUGAGUUAGCACUGGGAAGACUCGACCUUGAGCCAAGUGACACCGCAGAGAUUAGGAAAUGGUUGAACUCUCCUGCUCUCGGUUCCUGCUUCUCCUCGUACGACUUCGUGUACGACCCCAUCGACAAUGAUAGGCUGGACAACAUCCUGAGCAAGCUCCUUGAACUGGACGCAGUUCCGCCUGCUGAGGCCCGAAACUUCGUCUCACUUUGGGCGGGGGCCAUAGUUACAAUGUCCCCCCCGCUCGAGGACGACGAGGAAGAGGACCCAGUAGACUAUGCUCGCAACAUCUUCUCGGAAAUCUUCCAUGGCGGCCUUGUCCAUGGGGAGCGGCUCCCGGUUACCUUGUGGCUAGCUACGGUCCUCGCCACCGCAUCAACCAAGAGGCGAUUCAGGCUGGCCCGAAGCACCAGGCUGG